AUGACACAUCCCCGCGAUGAUGACGACCUGGAUGCCCUUCUGGAUGACUGCAUAAACACAAUGGACGAGCAGGAGCGCCGCCACGAAGCGGAAGUGAAGGCGCGUGAUGCGGCCCGUGAGGCGGAAUUGGAGAAGCACCUUGCAGAGUCCGGCUCCGGCGCUGAAGUAAUGCGCCUCCUGCAGUCGUUUAUGAAUGACGAAUCCGCUGAGGGUAACGCGGACCCCAGUUCUCUUAUGAAUAAAUUACAGGGGGAAAUAACGCAAGUGUCAUCCCUGUUGAACGAUCUACCGGACGUCUCAGAGGAGGAACGCGCUAGCGUUAAGCAGCUGCAAGAGUUGUUUGACAGGCUCGCAGCAAUGUCGACAAAGGAUGAAGAUGAUGCGGCAGGCGGAGAUGACGCGGGCAAUGAGGUCCUGGCGGAGGCGUUGAAGAAGUGCAUGGAGGGCGUUGAAGCACUCACUGGAAGCGAGACCAACAAUGCGGCAGCUUCCGUGGCGGUGGAAAAAGCACCGUCCCCGGAGGCACCGACGGGUGCGGCAGGCGCUGCUGAUGCCGACGAUGCGAUUGCUGCUGGCCUGUCGGGGAUCCUUCUGGAGUGCUUGCUCGACCCAGGGUUGCUGAGGGUAAUGAGGUUAAUGCAAAGGGCCUACCCCCGUUGGUUGGCCGCCAACGAGGGCAACACUAGCGCUGAGGAUCUGGAGAGGUACAACAAGCAGUUCAAACUCGUGAAUUCCAUCUGCGACCUCAUAGGGGACGCGUCUGUUGAUCCCCGGGAUGCGGCGAAGACCAAUCAGUUGGUUUUCCUCGCCCACGAGUUUGCCUCACUGGGGAGCCUGCCGCCGGAACUUGAGAAGGUGAUGCCUGAGGAGGAGGAGGAGGAGCAGCAGCAGCAGCAGCAGCAACUGCCCGAGUGA
Trypanosoma conorhini is the source of this 915-nucleotide messenger RNA. Its product is annotated as peroxin 19. NCBI's taxonomy places the organism in Eukaryota, Euglenozoa, Kinetoplastea, Trypanosomatida, Trypanosomatidae. The transcript has a single exon. The record is from RefSeq and is a predicted model, not a curated record. Gene Ontology annotation, cellular component: peroxisomal membrane; peroxisome. Bases 1 to 915 code for a protein of 304 amino acids. Gene Ontology annotation, biological process: protein import into peroxisome membrane.